AUGGGUUUAAGCUUCUCCAGACUUUUCUCUGAACUCUUUGGCAAGAAAGAGAUGCGCAUCUUGAUGGUGGGUCUUGAUGCUGCUGGUAAAACGACCAUCUUGUACAAGCUCAAGUUGGGUGAAAUUGUCACCACUAUUCCUACCAUCGGUUUCAACGUGGAGACGGUUGAAUACAAGAACAUUUCUUUCACUGUAUGGGACGUGGGAGGUCAAGACAAGAUCCGUCCUUUGUGGAGACAUUACUUUCAAAAUACUCAGGGCAUCAUCUUUGUUGUCGAUUCCAACGAUCGGGACCGUGUUUCCGAAGCACGUGAUGAAAUGCAACGUAUGCUCAAUGAGGAUGAACUCCGGGAUGCCAUCUUGCUCGUCUUUGCAAAUAAGCAGGAUUUGCCAAAUGCUAUGAAUGCUGCCGAGAUUACCGACAAGCUUGGUCUUCACUCACUUCGCAACAGACAAUGGUAUAUCCAGACCACUUGUGCCACUAGCGGUGAUGGUCUUUAUGAAGGCUUGGAAUGGCUCUCGAACAACUUGAAGAGGAGAAAUUAG
This is a messenger RNA of Lichtheimia ornata, 546 nucleotides long. RefSeq names its product ADP-ribosylation factor. Gene Ontology annotation, molecular function: GTPase activity; GTP binding. Bases 1 to 546 code for a protein of 181 amino acids. Lineage: Eukaryota; Fungi; Mucoromycota; Mucoromycetes; Mucorales; Lichtheimiaceae. Gene Ontology annotation, biological process: vesicle-mediated transport; intracellular protein transport. The record is from RefSeq and is a predicted model, not a curated record. Gene Ontology annotation, cellular component: cytoplasm; plasma membrane. The transcript has 4 exons.